UUAAUACUGAGUAAUAAGCUGGAAGUUUAAGAGGUUAAUAAAUGGAAUUCAUUCAUGUUUCAUUUAAACAGUAACAUAUUUUCUUUUUCCCUUUCAGAAAAAGAACAAGAUCUCAGCCACACGCCGGCUAUUCCUAAAAGGCAAGCUGCUGAAGAAGGCAGCAUCUAUGCUUGUAGCAGAGAAAGAGCAGAACAAGCGUGAGAGGGAGAGUGCCCUGAACGAGAGAGUCCCUCCACUCAAACUCUCUGGACUGUCUGUACAGGAGCUGCAGGAGCUCUGCAAAGAACUCCACCGCAAGUCAGACACUGUUGAUGAAGCGCGAUAUGACCUUGAAGUGAAAGUGUUCAAAAAUGAAAAGGAGAUCCAAAUGCUGACACAGAAGAUUGAAGAGAUAAAGGGCACCAUGAACAGAACCAAACUGAAGAGGGUGAAGAAAUCUGCCGAUGCUAUGCUGGGUGCUCUGACUGAAUCCAAAAUGUCAUCGAAGGCAGACUUUAAAGCCAACCUGAAGACAGUCAAGAAAGAGGAGGAGAAGAAAGAGGAGGUGACUGACUGGCGUAAGAACGUGGAAGCCAUGUCUGGUAUGGAAGGCAGGAAGAAGCUGUUUACUGCUGGUCAAUAAAUGGUUUCUAGAUGCAGAAGAGUCUGCUGUAAACAUGUUUCAUUUUGUGUAACUUUAUGUCAUAGUUAAGUGACAUUAACUGAAAACUCAUAACAAAUAGAUGGCAUACUCAAGAACAAGGUGCCCCAAGACGAGAAGACAUCUUUGUGGAAAUGGAACGAAAUCAAAACUGUUCAUAUUCAAUUUGCUUGUAAAAUUAUUUGUGAUCUGUGACUUUCCAUGUAUUUAUGACUGUAGAUAUACUUUUUGUGUCCCAAAGUUGUGUUGGGUCUCAGAACAUGCUGGCCCUUGUGUCAAACCGGCUGUUGUCAGCAUGUACAGGUAGAAUAUGAUACGAUAGGUGAAAUGAAUCUGAUUAGAGAUGGAUGAACUGUACUUGACCUUUUGUGGUGUAGUGUUGCCUUGUAAGAUGGCGAAUAUUGCAAAGCUUUCUAGUCACUUGGAAAUACAACUCACAGUGUAAUGGCAUUCCACAAUUAAAUAUGAUGCGAUGUAUUAAUGAAAUAA
Messenger RNA from Ictalurus punctatus (channel catfish), 1129 nucleotides. Its product is annotated as troponin I, slow skeletal muscle. The record is from RefSeq and is a predicted model, not a curated record. The coding region runs from base 167 to 622 and encodes 151 amino acids. Gene Ontology annotation, cellular component: troponin complex. Gene Ontology annotation, biological process: muscle contraction. NCBI's taxonomy places the organism in Eukaryota, Metazoa, Chordata, Actinopteri, Siluriformes, Ictaluridae. The transcript is spliced from 5 exons.